GAUGCAGUUGAUGAAACUGGAUGAUGGCACCCCCCACGCCUUCUACACCUCCCAAUGGUUCGAAGGCGAUGAAAAGCGGCUCGCAGACGCAACUGCAGAUUCCAAUGCCAGGCAAUAGAGAUUCACGCUCCACCGACCCCUCCACGGAAGGCCCAAAGAUUACGGUCACCAAUUCCGAAGAAGUUGCCAAAGGACCCACCACUCCACGAAGUACCAGAACCAACCCCAAACUGAACAAAAACCCAUCCAAGAACAGCAAAAAUCGAAGACAGCUACCGUUGUACAUAUGGCUUUCUCGCAAGAUCGUAGACAACACCUACUUCAUGGUUUUUACCACCAUUCUCACCUUCUAUGCCCUCACUGCAGAUGACCUGAGGAUAAUCCUCACGGAGAAGCCUGCAGAUAUCGUUUUCAACUUGAUUGGUCUCUUAUGUAUUACCGUCUUCUCCUGUGAGGUGGUUCUCUCCUGCUUGGGGAAGGUGGACUACCUUUGUAGCUUUUUCUUUCUGCUGGACGUGAUCAGCACAGCAACUCUCCUGCUGGAUCUCACCUGGAUUAGCGAAGCCAUCCAGGGUGACAAUAGCGACGCCUCCGACCUGCGGUCUGGCAGGACGGCUCGUGUGGGCGCCAGAGCCAGCCGGGUGGUUCGUGUUCUACGGUUAGUGCGAAUCUUAAAGCUGUACAAAGCCUACUAUGAGGCCAAACAGCGGAAAGCUGAGAGAGAAAGAAGAAAACAGCAGGGUGAAUUGGAGGAUGAUUGGGAUGAAGCAGACUAUGAAGCGCUAGAGAAUGGACAUACAAGAGAUACAGAGAGUCGAGUUGGCAAAAAAUUGUCCGAGAUGACCACGCGGCGGGUCAUUUGUCUUAUUUUGGCCAUGCUCCUGUGUCUUCCUCUGCUGUCCAAAGAAACGGCAGAUCAGACGCCCUAUAGCGCAACCUAUGGUGCCAAUCAUGUGUGGGAGGGGCUGUCGGUGGUCGCACCCAAUGCUGAGAGCACUUCAUCACAACAUCAGUCGUCGGCUUCGGCCGCCCUCUUUUUAGGUUCCCUCUUCUGGUUUGGACUUGCAGGUCAGAGCACCGAUACAAGCUUCACCACUAGCUUAGAGUACACGCAGAUGACUUCAGGGGUCCUUGACAGCUGGGUGGGCUCGACCCGGGAGGAUUAUCUGACGGCUUAUGGCACGAUGCCCUCAAGCAUCAAGGCCUCCCUGUCAGAGCCCUGGGGCCGGCAGUGUGCCACAUCCUCACAGGACCUUGUAGGUGUCUCCUUGAUCGACACGGAAGUGCAGAAUGCCAACUACUACAAGAUCUAUUGCCCCUUAGACUUGCGACUCACGGAGAUUCAGGCCUAUGCCCCCAGCCUGAUGCAACAAGGUCAAACACCCUAUCUGACCUUCUACUUUGACAUGCGCCCCUUCAACCGAACCACCGCGCUGUUCGGACUUAGCAACACUUUCUUUGUCAUGAUCCUGCUGGUCACGGCGUCUUUGAUGUUCACCAACGACGCAAACCGCUUGGUCCUGCGUCCGGUGGAGAAGAUGAUCGGCAGAAUCGAGGCCAUUCGAGACAAGCCGCUCUUGGCGAUGAAGAUGGCCGACGACGAAUUCAAAGCGGAGGAGAUUGCAAAGGAACGAUUGCAGCGGGCGAGAAAGAAGCCCUGGAAUCGAAUCUGCUGGGAGAUUUCGAGAUUAUCUGCGACAUCCAGAAAUGAGGUGAUGGAGACAGUGAUUUUAGAGAAAACCAUCAUCAAGCUCGGUUCCUUGCUGGCCUUGGGUUUUGGUGAAGCCGGAGCCGACAUCAUCGGCAAGAACAUGAGCGGCUCGGACUCUGCCGGAGUCAACGCCAUGGUUCCCGGGCGCAAGUGCGAGUGCAUCGUUGGGGUGAUGCGGGUGCGCGACUUCAGCACCGCCACGGAGGUUCUGCAGUCCAAAGUGAUGAUGUUCUCCAAUCAGAUUGCGGAAAUCGUCCACGGCGUGUGCAACGAGUUUCAUGGCGCCCCGAACAAAAACACUGGGGAGACUUUCCUGGUGAUUUGGAAGCAGAGCGAGGAUUCAGGGCUGGACAGCGAAGCGCUCAUGGCGAAGUUCGCGGAAGGUUCCAUCGUCUCCUCUGCGGCGGUGAUCGGUGCCGUGCACCGCUCGCCAUUGCUGGGAAGUUAUAGAGAACAUCCCGGUCUUCAGUACCGAUUAGGUUCCAAGUGCCGCGUGCACCUGAGCAUAGGCCUUCACAAAGGCUGGGCCAUUGAGGGUGCUGUUGGGAGUGAAUUCAAAAUCGAUUGCUCCUACCUGUCGCCCAACGUUUCCAUCGCCACAUCCAUCGAGAGAUCCACGGAAGUCUACAAUGUCUCCGUGAUUGUGGCUCAAUCGGUCAUCGAUCUGGUGUCGUAUAACAUGCGGUGUCAGCUCAGACUGAUCGACCGGGUAGUCAUUAGAGGCUCUCCGGCUCCCAUGGAGCUGUACUGUGUGGAUCUGGACUACAUGAGCAUAGAGCUGGAUCUCACCCUUCGCCCAAAGGUGCCCUGGAACACCAGGCAACGCUUCAAGGUGCGACAGUGGAUGGAACAAGAAAAGAAUGCCGUGCUGCAGAAGGACCUUGCAGAGGUUUUUGAGACUGAUGAAGUGAUAGCUCAAAUGCGUGAAUGCUUCACAGUGGAGUUUUUCCAACUCUUCAACAUGGGCUACCAGAAUUACUCUCAAGGAGAGUGGCAGGUGGCACGGCGGAUGCUGAUGGAAAUCAAAAGCCGCCUGGCGCCCGAUGACGGUCCCAGUAGCGCGUUGCUGAAGUUUAUGGAGUUCCCCCACGACUUUGAUGCGCCCACAGAGUGGAUGGGCGUGCGAGAUCUGGUGGGCUACUGAACUAGGUCCGCUUGGAGUCACCUUUCGGCGAAGGUUACGACCUGCCUGCAAAAGGUGACCUGAGCUGACCUGGUGCGCCGUAUGUCACUGGCAGGGGUCAUUUUCUCCGAAAUCGAUGGAAUCCACAGC
Cladocopium goreaui is the source of this 2984-nucleotide messenger RNA. The record is from the annotation of a GenBank genome assembly. NCBI's taxonomy places the organism in Eukaryota, Dinophyceae, Suessiales, Symbiodiniaceae.